AUGCUGACAGUGUUGACUUCAAACUUAAAUAUACAAAAUUGAGCUGAAUAGAAAUUAAACCCAAGGAUUUUAAAAGUGUUUAUAAUAUAAUUAUAAAAGGCAUUAUAAUGCAUGAUAUUGGCUUAGAUACCGCUUUAAAACUAACAAUAUGUUAAACUAUUUUGCCCUGCCUUUCGGAUAUUGAUUUUUUUCGGAUAUUGUUGGCAUAUAGUAAAAACAAUUUUAGGUAUUAGAAUUUUUUUUCAAUAAAAAUGGACUAUCAUAGGUUACUGACAUUUUUAUGCUAACAAAACGAAAAUAAUCAUAAUUGCAUUGAAACAAUUAAUAAAGACACUUUGAUGAAAAAUAAUAAUUCUCAUUAUUCUGACCUAGUCCACCUAAAUGGCCGUCAGCCAGUAUUUUGACAAUUUUUAGAUUAUGGCAGACUGGUGACAGGGAUACACAUGAAAUGUCAAAAUGAUAAAAAAGUAUCCCUGAUCGCUCAUUAUUGUAGCUAUAUUCUGACCUAACUGAUAACUCAAACCACCUCUGUUUUUAUUAUAAAAUUAUGCCAAAGGAUUGAAGAAAUUGUAUAUUUUUUAAAUAUUGGUUGAAAAAUUAUAUCUUUGUUAACUCCUUCAUGGAUGUUGUUUCUUCAAAAAGUAAAUUUCAAUGUAUAUCCUGAAAUGAAUUGUACCACAUCAUCAAUCACUUAUUUGUUUAAUUUUAUGUUUUGUAAUCUGCCUUUGACAAGGACACUGUAUAAGAAGUAUUAUGUUUUUAUGAUAGUAACAGAUGCUUACACAUGUUCAGAUCCAGGAUUUGAAGUUAGAAGGGGCAUAACUUAGGGGUGUAACCUUUGUCUUGUGCCCAUCCCUCAGAACCAAAAUUAUUGGGGGGUCAGGGCUCAUAUUCUCAUUUAGUUAUUUUAAGAUCAUAUACUAGUACAUAAAAUGUCACAGCAACAUUCAUAUAACUUCACUGAUGCAACAUUUCAUCAUUUCAGUUUAGACUGAAGCUGUUACAUGGCUUAGCAUACGAUUAUAUUUUAUCUAUCCUGUUUCCUAAAUUCCUCAGAUGCUUGUUAACAUUUCUUAUGCAGUGUACGGGGAUAUUUGGAUAACAUUACAUAUAAUUAUUAAAACAGUAUACUGUUACUUUUUUUUCUGUGCAUCUGGGGUUUUAUUGUACCUGUAUUUUACUAAAGUUUGAAAUGGUUUUGACUAGUAUAGACUGGAUGCUGAAAAGAGUAAAUUGAUGACAUAAAAAGCUGAAGUAUUUUUAAAUGUAACAGUAUAAAAACAAUCACAGCUGAAAGCAUUACACUGAACAUUGUUACUGUUUGGAGAAGGAAUCACAAUCAGGCAUGGCUUGGUGUCGUUAUAAUGCAGGUGUGCGUGAGGUGAUGACAGAUUUCUGGCGGGAACACUCACAGGAGGCUUCUCUUGAAGAGAUGAUGCUGGACUCAAAUGCACAGGAGCUAACGAAACAUGAGCUUCCUGAAAUACUCUCCUAUCUCCCGUCCUGGGAGAGCAAAGAUGUAAUUGAGCUUGGAGCAGGAAUCGGGCGCUUCACAGCGAAAUUAGCAGCGACUGCCAAACAUGUCACAGCCAUAGACUUUAUGGAGAAGUUCAUUAACAAGAAUCAGGAAACCAAUGGCCACAUACCCAACAUUGAUUUCCGAUGUGAAGACGUCACGAAACUACGCCUGGAAAACAACAGUUGUGACCUGGUGUUUUCCAACUGGCUGAUGAUGUACCUAGAAGAUGAAGAAGUUCACUCGCUAAUCAACAAAGAGUUGUCAUGGAUACGAGAGGGCGGGUACCUGUUUGCCCGUGAGUCUUGCUUUGGCCAAUCAGGAAACAAGAAACGAAGUGUGAACCCGACCAAGUACCGCGAUCCUAGCCUCUAUAUGGCGAUGUUCACAAUGAUCACCAUUCCCACGGAAAAUGAGGAUGAGGUGUUUGGCUUUGAGCUUGUUCUGUCCCGAUCUCUGACAUCAUAUAUCAAGAUGAAACACAACCCAAACCAGGUGGUAUGGCUUCUGCAGAAGUUGCGUCGCAAGGCGAGCACCAUCAACAACGGCUACAAGACUUUCCAGGAGUUUCUCGAUAACCAACAAUACUCACUCAAUGGCAUCCUGAGAUACGAGAAGAUCUUCGGCAGAACUUUUGUCAGCACCGGAGGAAUAGAUACCACAAAGGACUUUGUAUCUCGGCUGGACCUACAGCCAGGUCAGGUCGUGUUGGACAUCGGGUGUGGUAUUGGCGGCAGUGCCUUUUAUAUGGUCAAGGAGUUUGGAGUGAAGGUGGUCGCUAUCGACCUGUCGGCCAACAUGAUCAAUAUUGGGAUGGACCGAGCGAGGGAGAUGGACAUCAAUGAAGAUGAGGUCCAGUUUGAGAUCGCUGAUGCAACAAAACGGGAGUACGAGCCCAACACGUUUGACGUGAUAUACAGUCGGGACACAAUACUACACAUUCCAGACAAACUGGCGCUUUUCAAACAGUUCUUUAAAUGGUUGAAGCCCGGCGGGAAGUUGUUUAUCUCCGAUUACUGCUGUAGCGAUGGAGACCACAGCGACCAGUUCAAGGAUUACGUGAAACAGCGAGGCUACAAUCUCCUGUCUCCUGCCAGAUAUGGCAAGGUGCUAGAGGAGGCUGGUUUUACCCGCGUGGAUGCCCAGGACAGAACAGAUUUGUUUGUACAGAGCCUUGAGAAGGAGCUUAUUGUUGCUGAGGAUAUACGGGAAGACUUCGUCAAGGAGUUUUCACAAGAUGACUUUGACUACAUAGUGAAUGGAUGGAAAGACAAAGUUGGAAGAACACAGGACCAACGAUGGGGCGUUUUUUACGCUGAAAAAAACUGAACUCAAUCGCUAACAUGAUAAAAUGUAAAUAAAACACUUAAAGUGUGCAAAAUCAUCAUCAGCAUAGAAAAGUGGAUAUUGUGAGAAAUUGGUGGGAGUUUUAAAUCUGAAAUUUGUGUUUCAAACAUUGAUUCAAUGUUAAGGUGAAUUAGUGAUGAGUAAGUCAUAACAAAAACAAAUGGUGCAGGAUGGUUAAUAGAAUUGUGAAUUUGCUUUCAAAAAGUUGCAUUUCAAAUUAUAUUUAAACUUAGUUUAUCAUGGUUCCGUGAAGUUGGAUGAUCAUUAUUAUAGGUUUUCAUGAAUUAAAAGUGUGUAAUUUUAUAAUAUCUCCUGUCUUCGAAAUUUCACUCUUUAAUCUCUGAUGAUAUCAAAUAGUCAGGAUAAAGGAAAAAGUUUGUACAUAUCUGAUAUAUGCCAAUUACCGUAUAGCUCACCAGGUUUUUGACAUAAAAAGGUUGAGGAUUUAUCAUAGCUUUGUUGUCAUCAUUUUCAUUGAUGUUAUUGUGCAAAAUCAUGACCCUUUGCCAUGACUCAAACUUUGUUAAGAUAUUCAAAUGAAACUUGGUACACAUGUUGCCAGAGACAAUUAACACUCAUGUUCAGCAAGGCCCAUUACUCUGGCUUUAAUUAAUUUUUGACUGCAAAAAAAUCAACAAGAGACAAGUGACAGGUGUUGGCAGUUACUCUGAAGCGCUGUGACCCGGGAAUCUUGUAGUAUACUCAUUAGAUUGUCAUGAAUGUAACUGAUAUAAGCUUAUUUCAAUGACGUUUCAAGAUCCGUAUUGUUUAGUGUUGUAGUUUUACAGAAUGAUUGAAUGAUGUUAUGUGACCCUGUAUAAUUUUGGUAUUUUUUGAAAGGGUAUGGACUACUUAUUUCUAAUAUCUUAUAUAAAUAAUUAAAACUGCAUUUAACCAUGAAUCUAUUUAAGUAUGUAGUUUUGUUCUUUAUUUCAACUAAAAUCAGACGUGUUAUUACCUAUUUUGCAUAUUUUUCAAGGCCAAAAAGGCUUUCUUGUUUUAUUAUUUUCUCGUAUAUAUGCUAUGCAUGCGUUACAUACAAUUUUGUUUUAUAUUAAAAUGUAUUUAUUUAUAGGUACUUUUCUUGGUGUUAUAAAUAUUCUAUACCUAACCUUCAAUAGAGUUACUAUUGUUUGCAAAUGAACUUUGCAUUUCAAGGUUUUUAAGAAUUGAACGAGCGUGGCAUUAAAUCUGCCCUUAUCAAUAGUGGAAAUUUCAAAUCAGGUGCAACUUUUAUAGUUUGUCAAUUGACUUCCGAAAUCGAAGAAACCAACUUUAGGUACAGUGAUUUGGCAUAUACCUUAAAGUAUCACUUGGAACUUACUACCGAAGAUUUGUCUCCUAUCCUAGAAAGAAUCCAUGCAUAAACAUCCCGCAGUUGCAUUGAUUUCAUUUCAAUCAACCAAUAAAAGUGAAGCUUUAAUUACAUGCACAUGGACAGACCAAUUACAAACAAGACUUUUGAAGUGCUUAAAUAAUGAUUGAUAGGUAUGUUUUGCAAAGAUUAUUUGCCAACAGUAAUAAUGGAGGCUUAAAUUUUACAGUUGAAAGUGACCUUGUUGUGCUGUAUUUUCAUGUAAAUUUUCUUGAUCAAAUUAGGUUUAUUUUUUCAAGCCUUUGAUUCUCAAGUAUUGAUUUUUGUUUAGUAUUCAAUGUUUUAUCAUUUCUAAAGUAUGAAUGUUUUUGGGUUUUUUUAAUUCUUUUUACUUAUAUAUAAUUAAUUUCAAAAUAUCUUCAAAUUGUGUUAAGUUUGGAGGUAAUAGAGUGAGCUUUAAAAGCUCUUCAGAGAUGUGUUAAAUGUUGUAAUCUUGACUUUAUAAAUAAAAUUUACUAGACUUUAUUCGAAACCUUAAAUUUGCUUUUACAUGUUCAAUUUACAAUAUUAAAUAAACAUUAACAGUUGAUUCGUAUGUAGAAACAUGGCAUUAAGGUAUCAUUUCUGUCAACAGUUUUUGCUUUAGGUAGUAGGGUAAUCAGAGACGUUCGAGAUUAAUCUAACAUGUAGUUUAUUUAUUUAAUUGUUAAUAUAUAUAUUUAAGCUGGCAUAGAAAAUGCUGCUUUAAGAUUAGGUAACAAUUAAAGGCUUAUCCAGGUAUAAGUGGCUCUUUUAAUGUUGUUCAAUCUUAUAUUUUUCUGAACAUUUUGAAGAACAUAUCAAGGUGAUUAUUGAAUUUUUGUCAAUGUUAGAACAAAGUUUGUCAUUAUUUCAAUGUUUAGUGUUAUUGUUUAUUUUUGUGUUAAUAAGUAUCAUUUUCGUUGACAGUGUUUGUUAUGAGGUAGUAUUGCAAUUAGAAGCUUUCAUGAGGCCUGUUUCAACCUGCUUUUUUCCUAUAUUUGUAGAAGUAAACAAAUAUACUGGCAAGAAAAAAGAGGGCUUAUUUUAUGAAAUAUUUUAAUUUUUAAUGUUUGAUAAUAUGAUUUGUUAUUUUAAAGAGUUUACCGUAAUUAAUUUAGUAACCCAAAGAGAUACAGGAGGUAUCUUGCCAAUUCUUAUUUCAUGUUUUCUUGACAGUUUUAUUUUGUAUAACUAUAUGUUGAAACUUGCAAAGAAGCAUGUUUGAUCUGGAAAGGGAUGAAUAAAUUGCCAAAUGUCACAUUU
This is a messenger RNA of Mya arenaria, 5462 nucleotides long. RefSeq lists its product as uncharacterized. Lineage: Eukaryota; Metazoa; Mollusca; Bivalvia; Myida; Myidae. The coding region runs from base 1346 to 2845 and encodes 499 amino acids. The transcript has 13 exons. The record is from RefSeq and is a predicted model, not a curated record.